This is a messenger RNA of Boeremia exigua, 1272 nucleotides long. RefSeq lists its product as uncharacterized. Gene Ontology annotation, cellular component: cytoplasm. The record is from RefSeq and is a predicted model, not a curated record. Gene Ontology annotation, molecular function: cysteine-type deubiquitinase activity. The transcript has 3 exons. The coding region runs from base 219 to 974 and encodes 251 amino acids. NCBI's taxonomy places the organism in Eukaryota, Fungi, Ascomycota, Dothideomycetes, Pleosporales, Didymellaceae. Gene Ontology annotation, biological process: protein deubiquitination; ubiquitin-dependent protein catabolic process.
CAACGAGCACGCUGCUGAGAAGAACAGAUAUGAAUCGCUGUUCCUUGACAACUCCACGUGCAAUUGCUGCCUGCGCUGCUUGCUCGUCCAGUUGCUAUGACGCGCUAUGUUUGCUUUGGACUGCCCCGCGUACAUAAUAAACCUCCCCGCAACAACGAUCACCACACCGCAGUCAGAUCUCUUGGCCUGAUCGGAACGUCGCCACAGGAACAAUCAAAAUGUCCGACGACAAUCCUGACGUGCCCGCAGGGAGGAAGCGGUUCAUUCCCCUGGAGAACAAUCCCGAUGUUAUGUCCUCGCUGGUCCAUAAGCUUGGCCUGUCGACAAAACUUGCAUUCCAUGACGUCUUUAGCAUCGACGAGCCCGAACUGCUUGCUUUCGUGCCUCGGCCCGCCCAUGCCCUUCUCCUUGUCUUCCCUGUGAGCGAGACAUACGAGAAGUUCCGUCGCGAGGAGGACAAAGACAAGCCCGAGUAUGCAGGUCAUGGUGACAGUGAAGAGGUAGUAUGGUACAAGCAAACAAUUGGAAACGCUUGUGGGCUGAUUGGACUGCUCCACGGCGUGUCCAACGGAGCAGCACGCGCGAACAUUCUCCCCAACUCAGACUUGGCAAAACUUGUGCAAGACGCUAUUCCACUAAAACCGAUUGAGCGAGCCGAUCUGCUCUACGAGUCGGAAGCUCUCGAGAAAGCUCACCAAACCGCUGCCGGUGGCGGCGACACUAGAGCGCCUGACGCGGAAGACAACGUGGAUCUCCAUUAUGUCUGUUUUAUCAAAUCAAACGACAACAACCUGUGGGAGCUGGAUGGCCGAAGGAAGGGUCCUCUCAACCGUGGCAAGCUCUCUGCGGACGAAGAUGUGCUGAGUGAGAAGGCUCUCGCCUUGGGCCCACGCAGCUUUCUUAAGCGCGAGUCUGAGGCUGGAGGUGGUGACGUUCGCUUCAGUCUCAUCACUCUCGCUGAAUCACUGGACUAGCUACUUACGAAUUAGACGGUUCACGCUUCACGACACACGCUAUUAACCGGGGUCAAAAAUCACUUCAUCAAGGAUAAGACCAAAAUCUUCGUUGGGUUGUUCGUCUCAACCUCAGCGAGUAAGUUGUAUUGGACGAUCUGCUGCGAUGCACUUCAUGUUCAGUUCCCUAGCACAUCAUGGCAUUUGUAGCGCCUGCAUAUGAUGCAUCUAGCUUUUGGCAUUUCCAGGAGCCGACCUCUAUCCAGCUCAGCAUAUGGGGCAUGAAGAGAGCAAAGGGCGCCGAUCUUCGGAUUUUCAC